Moneuplotes crassus is the source of this 430-nucleotide messenger RNA. The record is from the annotation of a GenBank genome assembly. Lineage: Eukaryota; Ciliophora; Spirotrichea; Euplotida; Euplotidae.
AGAAAAUGGUCAUUUUAGGAAUUGGCACUGAUAUCGUCAAGAAUCAGAGAAUCCAGCACAUCUUGAGGAGACACCCAGCUAGGUUUUUACAGAAGGUUCUUCAUCCAACUGAGAUUAAGCAGUUUGAGAGUAAAUAAGGAUGAUGGACAAAUCUCAAGGCAAUGCACUGAAUUUGUAGCAUCACGAUGGGCUUUAAAGGAAGCUAUGGUAAAAGCUACUCAAAAUAGGUCUUUAAUCUUCUCUGGCAUGUAUCUUUACAAGCCGCAUCUAGAAUCUGCUGAAUCAGCAACUCCAAACGAUAAAAUCCAAGUAAAAAUAGAUCACCCAAAGAACCAAGAAAUCCUAGAUUCCCUAGGUGUCAGGUCAAUUCAUAGCAGUAUCAGUCACGAGGAUGACUACUCAAUUGCGUUUGUGGUGCUCGAAAAGUAAU